CAACAUGAUACAGUAUAGAGGUAUAGCUUGAUAAUCAAAAGAGUUCUACCUAUUAUAGAACUAGGACUAUAUUCUGGCAAUCUUUUCCAAUAGGACAUUUAUAUUUUGAGAGGACUUUAUUUCCUGGUAUCAUGUACAAGUGUAUGGAAGUUCAGGUUCCCACCGAGCCACUAACGCUGGUUGAGAAACCCAUUCCAGUUCCACCAUCCAAGGGACUGGUUAUCAAAACUGGUGCAGGAGGUAUAUGUCACUCUGAUAUCCCCAUUGCUGAUAACUAUAUGAAGAUGAGUGACACAUUGAAAGAUAACUCACUUACACAGUUUGACCCGGACUACAAAUACCCUGUGGUAAUGGGCCACGAGAUUGCCGGGAUAGUACAUAGCAUAGGAGAAGGACGGUGUCCAGGUAGUGAAGAUUUCAAUGUGGGUGACCGUGUGGCAGUCUAUACAUUCCAAGGCUGUCAAGAAUGUGAAAUAUGUACCUCGGGUAACCAUUUGCUGUGCCCAAAGAGAUCCACACAUACCCUGGGGAUGGGGAGAAACGGAGGGUAUGCAGAAUAUGUGAGUGUCCCAAACAGGAAGUUUGUAUUCAAGUUACCAGAUUCUAUUGCCAUGGAUACUGCAUGUCUGUUUUCGUGCAGUGCAUUAACUGCCUACAAUGCUGUCACAAGGACUAAACCUGCAAUUGAAAAUGCACUCAAAAUGCUAGGUUCUGCUACGCUUUUGAUAAUAGGAGCAGGAGGUUUAGGGCAGUGGGCAAUUCAGAUUGCUAGAGCUGUUCUUCCAAAAGAGACUAAAAUAAUGGUAGCUGAUAUUACAGAGGAGAGAUUAGCAGUUGUAAAGGAGAGUGUUGAUAUGACAGUCCAGUGGUCUACAGAUGAAGAUGACAUGACUUUCAUGCCUAAAGUAGCCGAGGUGACCGGAAGUGGUCCACUGGUAGAGGCAUCUAUAGAUUUUGUAGGGGCUCCUGCGACCAUGAAGCGUGCUAUGUGGCUAGCAAAUAAGGGCUCUACGCAUUGCAUAGUUGGAUUAUUUGGAGGGGACACAACAUUCCCAGUGCCAUUUGUUCCAUGUAAAGUGAUCAAUAUCCAUGGGAUAUAUCUAGGAUCGACCCAGCAAAUGCAAGAAGUUAUACAACUUGCAGCAGAGGGAAAAAUAACUCCCCCACCUUUGGAGCAUGUUAUACUAGAUGGUGUAGAUGAUGCUUUGGAUAGACUUAUAUCAUACUUAUCCAUUUUCAGAUAA
Messenger RNA from Owenia fusiformis, 1244 nucleotides. The record is from the annotation of a GenBank genome assembly. Lineage: Eukaryota; Metazoa; Annelida; Polychaeta; Sabellida; Oweniidae.